AUGUCAACUUCGAUGCGAAACCCUAAUGGACUCUACCCUGCAGUGAAGCUCAACUUCAAAGGUGUUUUUCUUCAAGAUCCUUUCUCGUAUAACCAUGGUAUCAAAUUCACAUUCAAAGAUCAUGUUUUUUUUCCUGGAAUGACAUACUCUGAGUGUAUCACCUUUCUUGAACGGUUCAUGCAAGAAAGUAUCAAGAAGCUAUAUUACUGUGAGCUAGGUAACCCCUUAAUAUCUGGGAUAACUGUUAUUCGUAACGAUGGAGAUUAUGAUGCUUUUGGAGUCGAUGGUUUUAUUUCCCUAUAUCCGGACCAUGAUGGUCAAGGAAUAGAGGAUUGGUUUGGCUUUGAGAUAGAAAUAGAAGAAGAAGACGGUGAUGAUUCAUGCAUUGAUGGUGGUGAAAAUGAAAUCAAAUUUGAUAACCUUAAAGAUGUUGAUGUGGAAUUUAAUGAGGAUAUACUCAUUAUGAGCAGAACAUAG
Molecule: messenger RNA, 477 nt
Organism: Lactuca saligna
Lineage: Eukaryota; Viridiplantae; Streptophyta; Magnoliopsida; Asterales; Asteraceae
Source: the annotation of a GenBank genome assembly